CGAGGGUAGCGAAGGAGGGUAGCAACCCCUCUUUUAUUUGGAGAGGAAUGUUGGCGGUUCAGGAGAUUAUACGAGAUGGGUGUAGGCGUUGCAUUGGAGAUGGGCUUGAUACAGAAAUUGGGAGUGAUGCAUGGCUGCCAACCGAUAGUAACCCGUAUAUCCAAACUGUUUUGCAUGAUUCCAUAGCUAAUGCCCCGGUGGAUUCAUUAAUGAAUGAUCAAGCAAACGGAAACCACAUGAUACGUGGUCUUGGCAUUGGGAUCACAAGGGUGAGUACACAGUCAAAUCUUGCUACCGACGUCUGUCGAAUCAAGUUCAGGAUGACCGGCCGUGGACUAAAAUUUGGGCUUUGCAUAUUCCUCCAAAGGCUCAUUGCUAGCGAAUUGGAGAGCGGUGAACGAACCCACCUGUGUGUUGAACCCCAGAACCCGAGAGGUGAAGUGGAGGAAGCCCUUACGUGGAAGAUUAAAAAUGAACAUGGAUGCGGCGAUAAAUUUUGAUGAAAACGUUAUGGGUUUAGGGUGGGUGUUACGGGAUGAUGAUGGCCUUUUCUUGCGGCCAGGAGUGUCCAAUUGCAUGGAAUUUUAGGGGUGAAGGAAGCUGAGGCAAUGGGUAUGCGGGAGGCACUCAGUUGGCUUAAGGAUACUGGGAUGAGAACUAUUGACGUGGAAACUGACUCCCAGCUACUUUUUAAUGCUUUAUCUUGUAAUUCUUUUCAUUCUGCUUUUGGUAUUCUAGUUGACGAUAUUAAAGAAUUGGUAUCCACGAUAAACGAUGUCCAAUUUGGUUUUGUUAGGCGAUCUGCGAAUUGUGCCGCCCAUACUGUUGCUAGGGAGGUCAUUUCUGUGUCAGGUUGCGGGAAGUGGCUAGACGCUCCUCCCUCUUUUCUUGUUGAUUGUCUUGCUAUUGAUUUAAUGAAUUA
This is a messenger RNA of Ipomoea triloba (trilobed morning glory), 922 nucleotides long. RefSeq lists its product as uncharacterized. NCBI's taxonomy places the organism in Eukaryota, Viridiplantae, Streptophyta, Magnoliopsida, Solanales, Convolvulaceae. The record is from RefSeq and is a predicted model, not a curated record. The coding region runs from base 48 to 500 and encodes 150 amino acids. The transcript is spliced from 3 exons.